Messenger RNA from Diplodia corticola, 1620 nucleotides. RefSeq names its product membrane transporter protein. Gene Ontology annotation, molecular function: transmembrane transporter activity. The record is from RefSeq and is a predicted model, not a curated record. NCBI's taxonomy places the organism in Eukaryota, Fungi, Ascomycota, Dothideomycetes, Botryosphaeriales, Botryosphaeriaceae. The transcript is spliced from 3 exons. Gene Ontology annotation, biological process: transmembrane transport. Bases 1 to 1620 code for a protein of 539 amino acids.
AUGGCGCCUUCGUCACAUACCUGGCAUAAGCUUGUCAACAACCUCCAGAUAUCCGCCGACUACUCAAUCCCCCCAGCCGGACUCCAAUGGCGCAGCAACACCCUGUUCAUCAUUGCCACUGUGGCCAUUGGCCUCUUUACCGACCUGUUUCUCUACGGCUUGAUCGUUCCUAUCCUCCCCUUCAUGCUCGAUGAUCGCCUGGGCAUCCCUGCAUCAGACGUCCAGCCCUACGUUUCCGGCUUGCUUACCGCCUAUGCUGCUGCCAGUGUGCUCUUUAGUCCAGUGGCCGGCGUGUUGGCCGACCGCGUGAGCACCCGCCAGGCUCCAUUCCUGUUGGGUCUCUUGAGCCUGCUCGCUGCAACUUUGCUGCUGUUCUUCGGAAACAGUAUGGCUGUACUUGUUAUUGCUCGCGUCCUGCAAGGUGUGGCUGCUGCAGUGGUAUGGACCAUCGGCUUGGCAUUAUGCCUGGAAACCGUUGGCUCCGAGAACUUGGGCAAGACCGUUGGAUCUAUCUUUAGCUUCAUUUCCGUGGGCAAUCUGGUGGCCCCGGUCUUGGGCGGAGUGCUCUACGAAAAAGCCGGCUAUCCGGGUGUCUUUGGCAUUGGCUUCGCAAUCCUGGCAAUCGAUUUCAUCAUGCGCUUGCUAGUCAUCGAGAAGAAGGUCGCAGCACGCUAUGAGAACAAUGAUCCGACCCAAGGCGAUCUGCAACAGGAUCUUCAACACGAAAGAACCGGUCAAGAUGGACCCAACGAGGAGCACGGCGAUACCGAAGAGACUCCACUCCUUUCCAACAAAAAAGAACAGGACUACUACAAGAUCUCUCCAGACCAGCCCGCUAUUGCCCAGAGAUUCAAAUUGCUGCCUUGUCUCAAACAUCCCGGCCUAGUCACUGCCUUCUUCGUUGCCGGCGUCCAAGCAUUUCUCCUCGGUGCUUUUGACGCGACCGUCCCAACCGUAGCGGAGCAGUACUACACCUUCUCCUCGCUCAAAUCCGGCCUCCUCUUCCUCCCCCUCGGCGUCUCCGACUUCCUCCUCGGCCCGCUCUUCGGCUGGGCCGUCGACCGCGCCGGCACCAAGCCCGUCGCCACCUUCGCCUACCUCUACCUCGUCCCCGUCCUCAUCCUCCUCCGCCUCCCCAAACCGUGCCCCUCCUCCCCCUCCUCGCUCGCCCUCCUCGCCUCCAUCAACCCCCACGAGCCGCCCUCCUCGUCCGCCCUCAAAGCCCUCGCCGCGUGCAGCGAACCCACCAAGCAAAUCGCCAUCUGGUCCGCCCUCCUCUUCCUCGCCGGCGUCGGCCUCGCCGGCACCAGCGCCCCCAGCAUCGUCGAGGCCGGCGCCAUCGUGAAGCGGUUCCACGAAGCGAACCCCGAGUUCUUCGGAAAGGACGGCCCCUACGCGCAGCUGUAUGGCUUGAGCAGCAUGGUCUUUAGCGCUGGCUUGACCGUCGGCCCGCUGGUGGCAGGCGCUCUGAAGGAGAAGGUCGGCUAUGGCGAUAUGAAUGCCGUCGUCGCGGCGAUUUCGGGCCUCACGGGUGUGGCGGCGUUUGUGUGGAUUGGCGGACGGGUUAGGUGGAGAGAUUUGAAGAGGGUGGGGGAGAGGGGGUGGUGGAGGGGUUCUUGA